CCCGGAUCCCAGACUUCUCCGUUCCUCCGGAUUUCGAUCCCCCUUUUUCUAUCUGUCAAUCAGCGCCGCCUUUGAACUGAAAAGCUCUCAGUCCAACUUCAACUCACUCAAAUCCGAGCGGCACAGGCUCCCAAUAUCCGCGGCGGCUGCCCCCCCGUUACAGCUGACUUCUUUGGUUUGUUUGUUGCAUUAUUUUUUUUUCCUACGGCUCCCUCCCCCCAUAUAUUUUUUUUUAUUAUUAUUAAUUUUUGGCGAGUGCGUGCGCGAGUGUGAGUGCGUGUGCGCGCACUGCACGCUGAUCAGAUCCCUGGAAGAAAGAAAGAGAAAAUCCAGAAGAAGGAAAGGAAGAAGCCUAAAGUCACUGGUGCAAAGGAGCAAAGAAGAGAUAUUUCCCUCCCCUCCUCCUCCCUCUUUUCCCCUCCCCAGGAGGAAAGAGAAGGGGAAAAAAAGAAACUUUCACCUUGGACUCUUCUUUUUUUGGUGCAAACUUUCCCCCCUCCCCUGUUCUUUUUCCUUUUUCCCCCCAUUCCCCUCUAUUUUUUUUCUUCUUUUUUUUUCCCCUUCCCCUUUUUGCAAAAUUGCUGCUGGUGGGGUGAGCCAGGAGGAAAAUGCCGCAGCUGAACGGCGGUGGAGGGGACGAUCUGGGCGCCAACGAUGAACUGAUCUCUUUCAAAGACGAAGGGGAGCAGGAGGAGAAGAUCUCCGAGAACUCCUCGGCGGAGAGGGAUUUAGCUGAUGUCAAGUCGUCUCUCGUCAAUGAAUCAGAAACGAAUCAAAACAGCUCCUCCGACUCGGAGGCGGAGAGGCGGCCUCCGCCUAGGUCCGAAACUUUCCGAGAUAAAUCCCGAGAAAGUUUAGAAGAAGCUGCGAAAAGGCAAGAUGGAGGGUUGUUUAAGGGCCCACCAUACCCGGGUUAUCCCUUUAUAAUGAUCCCCGAUCUCAGCAGCCCGUAUCUUCCCAAUGGAUCGCUCUCUCCAACGGCAAGAACAUAUCUGCAGAUGAAAUGGCCACUGCUUGAUGUUCAGGCAGGGAGCCUUCAGAGUAGACAAGCCCUCAAGGAUGCUAGGUCUCCAUCUCCAGCACACAUUGUUUCUAACAAAGUGCCAGUUGUGCAGCACCCACACCAUGUACACCCUCUUACACCGCUUAUCACAUACAGCAAUGAGCACUUCACACCAGGAAACCCUCCUCCACACUUACCAGCCGACGUAGAUCCAAAAACAGGAAUUCCCAGGCCUCCACAUCCUCCAGAUAUAUCUCCUUAUUAUCCGUUAUCACCGGGCACUGUAGGACAAAUCCCCCAUCCGCUAGGAUGGUUAGUACCACAGCAAGGUCAGCCGGUGUACCCGAUCACGACGGGGGGUUUCCGCCACCCUUACCCAACAGCCCUGACUGUCAAUGCUUCCAUGUCAAGCUUUCUCUCCUCUAGGUUUCCUCCACACAUGGUCCCGCCACAUCAUAGUUUACAUACAACUGGAAUCCCUCAUCCGGCCAUAGUCACACCAACAGUCAAACAGGAAUCUUCCCAGAGCGAUGUCGGCUCACUCCACAGCUCAAAACAUCAGGACUCCAAAAAAGAAGAAGAGAAAAAGAAACCACACAUAAAGAAACCUCUUAAUGCAUUUAUGUUGUAUAUGAAGGAAAUGAGAGCAAAAGUUGUAGCAGAAUGCACAUUGAAAGAGAGCGCAGCCAUCAACCAAAUCCUUGGUCGAAGGUGGCAUGCAUUAUCCAGAGAAGAACAAGCGAAAUACUAUGAACUAGCAAGAAAGGAACGACAGCUUCAUAUGCAGCUGUACCCGGGCUGGUCUGCACGGGAUAACUAUGGAAAGAAGAAGAAGAGGAAAAGGGAUAAGCAGCCAGGAGAGACCAAUGAACACAGCGAAUGUUUCCUAAAUCCUUGCCUUUCACUUCCUCCGAUUACAGACCUGAGCGCUCCUAAGAAAUGCCGAGCGCGCUUUGGCCUUGAUCAACAGAAUAACUGGUGCGGCCCCUGCAGGAGAAAAAAAAAGUGCGUUCGCUACAUACAAGGUGAAGGCAGCUGCGUCAGCCCACCCUCUUCAGAUGGAAGCUUACUAGACUCUCCUCCUUCCUCUCCCAACAUGCUGUCCUCCCCCCCAAGAGACUCGAAACCACAGACUGAACAAACGCAACCUCUCUCGCUCACGUUGAAACCCGACCCGCUGGCACACCUCGUCAUGAUGCCGCCGCCGUCCGCGCUCGGCCUGACCGAGAGCUCAGCGAGCAAGCCCAGCGCCCUGCCCGCGGCGGCGUGUCCCAACGGGGCUCUGGAGCACCAGCCGGCCACCCUCGCGCCCGCCGCCGCCGCCGCCGCGUCCUCCUCCUUAGCACAACCUUCGACAUCCUCCUUGCAUUCCCACAGCUCGCUGCCGGGGACACAGCCCCAGCCGCUGUCACUUGUAACCAAGUCUUUAGAAUAGCUUUAGCCUCUUUAGCCCGUUCUGUUUUGUUUCGAGGUUUUAAAUUCUGUUGGGAUUUUGGGUUUUAUUUCCUUUCCUUUUUUUUUCUUUUUCUUUUUUCCUGUUGCUGUCGUUCGUUGUCGCCGUUUUUCGGUUUUGUUUUUAAUUUGUGCCACGUGGCUACAUUAGUUGAUGUUUUAUCGAGUUCAUUGGUCAAUAUUUGACCCAUUCUUAUUUCAAUUUCUCCUUUUUAAAUAUGUAGAUGAGAAAAGCCUCAUGAUUCUGCCAAAAUUUUUAUCAACAGCUGUUUAAAGUCUUUGUAGCGUUUAAAAAAUAUAUAUAUAUACAUAAUUGUUAUGUAGUUCCAAUAGCUUAGUUUUAAAGACUGAUUUUAAAAAUUAAAAAAAAAAAAAAAAGAAGCAAUUUUGAAGCAGCCCUUGCCGGAGGCAUUGGUUCUUUAUUAUUUGUAUUAAAUACGAGCUUGCGAACCAAUCAUUUUACAUCUGGUUUUUAAACCUUUAAGGGCACAACGAAUGCAGUGCCGCUACUACUUCUUUUUUUUUCUUCCUUGUGUGAAACAACCUUUAUUGUGAUGUUACUUGUUAUUGUUUAAAUGUACAGAAACAAAGGGUUAAAAAAAAUGUGUUAAUAUACCUUGUUCCAUGGUGUUGUUCUUUUUGGGGGAGGGAACGCUACUCAACAAUUAAAAGUAUCACAACGCUAUUGGACCAGUAGUAUUUAUUGCUUUAGAAAUUGCUUGUUGUAUCUGUAUGUUGUCCCUUUUUAAAUGUUUUUUUCCUCUUUUUUUUUUCUUGAAACAUUGUAUAAAAUUUUUUUCCUUAGUGUAAGCAUCUUAUAUAUAACAACUCAUUUGUACAAGGUUUUUAAGUUUAUAUAUAAAUGUGUAUAUAUAUAUUUUUCCGGGAUUUUUGUUUUUGAUUUACUUUUGUGAUUUUUUUUUUCUGUAUGAAACACAGUUGCCACCAAAUGGACAUUCGCAGAUGCAUUUUUCAAGGAUCAAUAGUGUAAAAAAUAAAUUGCUUUAAAAGCCAUUACACACAAAAAGACUUGAAAAUUUAGCAAGGGAAUUUUUAGCAACGCUGUUUGAAAAAUAGCAAGGUCCAAGUGUCUCCCAUUCAGAACUGCAGCUGAAUCCCCUGCGACAUUAGGACUGUAGGCUGUGUGCAAAAUUUUUAUGUGCCAAAAUCUCAGUGACUUUUAACUUUCUCCCAACAACUUUAUUAUUUUUUUAAUGCUGUAAUUUUUUUGUUCAUCAUGUUUUGCUGUGAUGUUACAUAGAUAGAUAUGUAUGUAGUUUUAAUGUCACCUAUAACAGACGUGUUUGGUAGCAGAUUGUCCGGAAAGCAUUUAAAAUGAAGAGGUAUAAACCCUUAAGGGCCAAAUUCUGUAUAUUAGAUUAUUCAUAAAAGGAAAAUCAGACUGCCACUUUUAUGUACACUUACUACAUACAGGUAGGUAGCAAAGUUAAAACAAAAAAAAAAAACUAGGCAUGUUGAUGUUGCAAAAAACGCUGUAUAAAGCUGAAAAAUUGUUCAUCUGUUCAUUCAGUGCCAUUGUAGUUGACAUGAAGCGAUUGUAAAACUGUCUCAGAUUUUUCUCUGGUUUAUUAAGAUGCUAACUAUAACAUUUUUUGUGAAUACUUUGAAUGUUUCCUAACAGUUGUGAUGUUACUGUUCCGUUUUAUGCUCUUAUUCCAAUUUUCAUUUUUAAUGGUUUGGAAGCCAUUUUUUGUAAUGAAUAAAUGUUCAUGCUGUACAGUAUCUGUAGCAUGCAGUUCUGGAUUAAUAAAAGCAACUUAGUAUGUGCAGAGAA
Messenger RNA from Rhea pennata, 4250 nucleotides. RefSeq names its product transcription factor 7 like 2 (gene TCF7L2). The record is from RefSeq and is a predicted model, not a curated record. Gene Ontology annotation, cellular component: chromatin; catenin-TCF7L2 complex; beta-catenin-TCF complex. The transcript has 14 exons. Gene Ontology annotation, molecular function: RNA polymerase II cis-regulatory region sequence-specific DNA binding; DNA-binding transcription factor activity, RNA polymerase II-specific. Gene Ontology annotation, biological process: regulation of transcription by RNA polymerase II; canonical Wnt signaling pathway. Bases 609 to 2438 code for a protein of 609 amino acids. NCBI's taxonomy places the organism in Eukaryota, Metazoa, Chordata, Aves, Rheiformes, Rheidae.